Molecule: messenger RNA, 393 nt
Organism: Schistocerca serialis cubense
Lineage: Eukaryota; Metazoa; Arthropoda; Insecta; Orthoptera; Acrididae
Product: ankyrin repeat domain-containing protein 54-like
Exons: 1
Coding region: 1-393 (130 amino acids)
Molecular function (GO): protein binding
Source: RefSeq, a predicted model, not a curated record
AUGAAGCUGCCAAGUAUGGCAACUCGGCUGAACUGUGUGAGCCUGCAACAUGGAAUGGACAUCAACAGCCAGUGUGAAAAUGGCUACACUGCAAUUCACAGAACGGCGAAGUGUGGUGACACCUCAGCUGUAAACUGGCUGCUGGAGUCAGGUGCCAAUGUCACUGUGUGGAGUGACUGGCAGCAGACUACCCUCCACGUAGCAGCAGCAUACGGCAGACAGGGUGUCGUGAUGGUCCUGCUGUUUCACGGUGCGGACAAAGACGCGUGGGACGGCUGUGGGCAGAUGGCUUUGCAGAUUGCCGCCACAUAUGGUGAAGCAGCUGUUGUGAACCUGCUGUUGCGGUUGGAGGCGGACCAGUGUGCUGCCGGCUAUGGUAGGACACCUCUCUAG